Molecule: messenger RNA, 2873 nt
Organism: Anthonomus grandis grandis
Lineage: Eukaryota; Metazoa; Arthropoda; Insecta; Coleoptera; Curculionidae
Exons: 6
Coding region: 351-1316 (321 amino acids)
Biological process (GO): phospholipid metabolic process; arachidonate secretion
Molecular function (GO): A2-type glycerophospholipase activity
Source: RefSeq, a predicted model, not a curated record
GAGUAUACUGUCGGACGCGAUAGAAAAUAAUUCGCAAACCGGACUCACUUUUAUUUAUUUGUGGGCAUUUCCUAAGCGAGGUUUUCGCCGGCAGAGAAAAGUAGUAGUGGUCAGCGCGAAAAAUGAUGAAAAUGUGAUAAAUGGCUUUAAGCGACAACUAUUAGUAUUUUAUAUUAAAUCGAACCGUUGAGAAGUGCGAAAUUUUAUUGUUGCUAUUUGGCGAAUAUUUUUGAAUUUUUUGUUGUGUAGAUUUAUUGCAUUCGAAUGACUUUGGACUAUUUAUAGAAGCCGCAAAAAAAGCCAAUCCUUAACUAACUCUCAUGGAUAAACCUCUAGUGAGACACCGGUAAAUGAAGAGGAUAUCCCCUACGAGGUGCCCCGGUUAUAGCGGCCACCUCCUGGUGGCAACAUUACUUUUUCUAUGUAAUUUAACAUCAGUUACCUGCAUGGAAGUGCGUGAUUUUUAUUCUGUUAAUGUCCUUAGUGAUGGCGAAAUAGAAACUAGAAUUUUUUAUAAAGGAGUCUCUGCAAAGGAAACUAGUACUGGAAUAAGGGCUUCAAACCAAAUAUCGUUCAGACAAGUCAGCAAUGGAAAGAGCCUCAUAGAACUAAUUUACGGCAACGAAAAUCAUACACUAAUAGACUGCGAGUUUGGACACCAAAAGCAUAGAGUAAAAUCAUUUUUAAGAACUUUUAAAAAGGAGUUAACGAAUUUAGUAAAUACUGCUAAUCUUACGUUAAGAGUUAUGGAUGGAAAACCGUUACCGAGUGAGUUUAAGUGGAUGAAUUAUAGUUUAUUGAGAGAAAAAUGCCAUCAGAGGCAUUUGGAAAUUAAAAAAGAAAUGCAGCAGCAGACGCGGAUCAGCGAAAGGCAAAGUGAUAGGGCAUUAUUUGACAGAUCAAAACGGGAUCUAUCUGACAUCUUCAGAGUACCGGGAACAAAAUGGUGUGGAAAAGGUUACUCAGCUGACAAGUACACGAGAUUAGGUGGUUUUUCCAAAACAGAUAAGUGCUGUAGAAAACAUGAUCUUUCAUGCCCAUUUUGGAUAGGAUCAUUUGAAACAAAAUAUGGCCUGGUCAACUGGAGGAUGAAUACCUUAAUGCACUGUAGCUGUGACGAAAGAUUUCGCGCUUGCCUAAAAAGAGUGGGAACAAGUGAUGCAAACCUGGUGGGAAAUCUAUUUUUCAACGUCGUCCAAACUAAGUGCUUCGUUUUAAAACCGAAAAAGAAAUGCGUCAGAGGCUCCUGGUGGGGAAAUUGCGAGAAACACAAAAUGAUCAAGCAGGCAGUUCUAAGAGACAAUAGAUCCUUUUAAACUAAUUCGUUUUAUUUAGUCAACAUAUUACUGGGUAGUAACUAAUUAAUUAAAAUAUCUACAUUGUAAUGCAUUUAUCAUGUCACAUAAAGCGAGUUGUCAAUUAUCAAUUUUAUGUCAAAACUAUCAAUUAUUAAUUGUUUGUUAAUUGUAUUUCACUAAUUGUCAAUGAAAUGCAUACGUUUUUACAUCUAAAUAACAUUUUUUUUAUUUUAAGGGAGAUAUUUCAAUGGGUGAUUCCUUGUAAAAACAUAUGAGAAAACGUUUUUAUAAACAUGGGUCCGGAAAUGCACAGUUUUCAAGAUACAGGGUGAUAAAUUUUUUUUUAAUUUUUUAUUAAUAUUAAAAAAUAUAUAUACUCAAUUCUUUUGAAAUUUGGCAGUAUUACUUGUUGUAUUAAGAGGCUAAUUUAGCACUAAUUAGAUUAAAAUUAUAAGGUCUAGUGGCGUCCCGGGGAACAUCUUAGCAAAUAUUAUUUGCAAAAAAAUGUACGCCACUGCCUUUUUUCAACUUUAAUAUUAAUCGUUUGAUUAAGCAUUUAAAAAUAAAACUUUUUUUCCUUUUGUAUUUUUUCGUAUCACACUUCGUUUUCGACAAAAAAAAUAAAUACCGUUUUAUUGCAUGCCACUGGGCAAAAUGGUUUAUUAAUUUUUGGAAAAAAAAUAGCAGGUGCCUUGGAAAACAAAAAAUCAAAAACAUUUCUAGGAGCUUUUUAUUGCAACAACAACUACAACCAAUGUUGGAAAUAUCCACCAUCAAUUUCUGUACACCUUCUCAUUCGACGAAUCAUUAAACGAUGCACUCGAGCUAAAAUUCGAGGUCUAUUUCUCACUUCUUCGCAAGCAUUUACAAUUUUAUUUGUUCUCUUCUAUUGUUUAUAUGGGACUAGCAUAAACCAGACUUUUAAGGUGUCCCCAUAAAUAAAAAUCUAUUGGAUUUAAGUCAGGGGAGCGAGGUGGCCAUUGAAUUGGUCCACAUCUUCUAACCCAAUUUUCCCCAAAGAUGUUAUUGAGAUGAGUUCUAACCGCUAUACUAAAAUGAAGAAGAGCUUCAUCGGGCAUAAAAGUUAUUUGAUUACGUACAUUUAGAAGAACUCUUUCCAACAGUACGGGCAAUUCUUGUUGAAGAAAUUCUAAGUAAGAUUCGCCCUUUAAGAGUGCGGUCCACCACGUGAUAAAAUCGGUUUCGAAGCGCGACAGUAGUUUCGUGGCAGGUGCAGCUUUCGCUGAAAGUAGCAACAGUAGCUGCAUUAAUUACCCACUCCACCGUUCCCUUCUCACUGAUAUAUCGAAUCUCGAUUACCGGGGACGCAAGUCAACUGGUCUUACUUCUUGUUAGGUUCAUUAACUACUUUUCAUGUUAUAAAGUUUUACAUACAUAUACAGGGUGUCAUUGAAAUGGUGUAAAAAAAUUCGGGGGGUGAUAGUACUCCUAAAAAUUUUAAAAAAAGUUCCUAUAACUAUAGGGUGGAAAAUGCAUAUUAAGGGAGUUAGGGGCACUGAAAGGGUAAAUUUAAAAAACGGUUUUUUGAAAUUGUAGGCUGUAGGCUUAAAAAAC